AUGGCCUCCCAGAUCCAUCCCAGUGACAUGGCGGUCAACACCACCGCCCUGACAGUCAACAGCUCCAGCUUGGUCCAGCCCAUCAUGACCGGUCUCACCUCUCUCUUGCUCUUGGGCACCUACGCCCUCCAGGCCGUCCUGGGUCGGCCAGAUGCUGGGUUCGUCCGGAGCAACGGCGAGGUCAUCAAGCGUUCGGUGGACUCGUUCGUUGCAACCGAGAGUCCCAUCGCUCUGAGCCGCCUGCUCUGCAAUAUCGGUGCAAACGGCUGCUACACAUCUGGCGUAGCAUCCGGUGCCGUCAUUGCAUCCCCUAGCAAGGCCAACCCGGACUACUGGUACACCUGGACCCGCGAUGCCGGCCUGGUCCUCAAGGAGCUCAUUGACAUCUUUGCCAAUAACUACAACACCACCCUCCAAUCUGACAUCCAGAACUACAUAACUGCCCAGGCCCGACUCCAAGGCGUAUCUAACCCAUCUGGCUCUCUGUCCAAUGGUGCUGGUCUGGGAGAGCCCAAGUUCAACGUCGACCUCAGCCAGUUCACUGGAGACUGGGGGAGGCCACAGAGAGACGGCCCGGCCCUCAGAGCCAUCGCACUCAUCACCUAUGCCAACUGGCUCGUCGCCAAUGGCUACUCGUUGACGGCCUCAAACCUUGUUUGGCCAAUCAUCCGCAACGAUCUCAGCUACGUCGCUCAGUACUGGAACCAGACCGGCUUUGAUCUCUGGGAAGAGGUCCAAGGCAGCUCGUUCUUCACCACGGCUGCCCAGCACCGCGCCCUCGUCCAGGGAGCUGCGCUCGCAUCCUCGCUGGGUACUUCCUGCACAGCCUGCACUACUGUUGCCCCUCAGGUUCUUUGCUUCCUGCAGCGCUUUUGGUCGUCCAGCGGCUAUAUUGUCGCAAACAUAAAUGUGAACAACGGCCGUACUGGCAAGGACGCGAACUCACUUAUUUCAUCAAUCGCCACUUUCGAUCCUGCCGUGGCGUGCGACGCUGCAACGUUCCAGCCGUGCAGUGACAAGGCCCUUUCAAACCAUAAGGCUGUGACGGAUUCGUUCCGUUCCGUCUACGGCAUCAACUCUGGCAUUCCCCAAGGCACUGCAGUCGCUGUCGGCAGAUACUCGGAGGAUGUCUAUUACAACGGAAACCCCUGGUAUUUGACCACCCUUGCUGCAGCAGAGCAGCUCUACGAUGCCUUGAUUGUAUGGAAAUCCCAGGGUUUCAUCCAAGUCACGUCGACCUCUCUUGCCUUCUUCAAGGACCUUGACUCGUCCGUCACUACUGGCACAUACCAGUCCGGCUCUUCCACUUACACAUCAUUGCUCAACGCAGUCACGGCGUACGCCGAUGGCUACGUGAACGUUGUGGCAACCUACGCCGCGCCAAAUGGAUCGCUUUCCGAGCAGUUUGAGAAGUCAAACGGUUCGCCUCUGUCGGCAUAUGACCUCACAUGGUCAUAUGCUGCCUUUCUGAGUGCGGCCGCCCGCCGCGCUGGCACCGUUCCCCCUUCUUGGGUUGGGGCAUCCGGUAACGUCGUCCCUGGAACGUGCUCCACACCUUCAGUCUCCGGAUCGUACUCAUCGGUGCCCGCGCCGUCUUUUCCUGCAUCGCAGACCCCGCAGACCGGCUACAGCACUACGACAGCCACCACGACAAGUGCCGCUCCCACUGGCACUGGCUGUGCCCCCGCGCCAUCUGUCCUAGUUACAUUCAAUGAAAGAGUCACCACGACGUUCGGGGAAACUAUCAAGAUCGUUGGAGACAAUGCUGCUCUCGGAAACUGGGACACCAGCAAGGCCGUGGCGCUCAGCGCGAGCCAGUAUACCUCAUCAAACCCGCUUUGGUCUGUCACCAUUGAAUUGGCUUCCGGCGCGGUGGUCGCAUACAAGUUCAUCAGGGUUUCAUCCAGCGGGACCGUCUCUUGGGAGGCCGACCCGAACCACACCCUGACGGUGGCGGCAUCAUGCGCUACCUCCACCACUGUUUCUUCAAGUUGGCAGUAG
This is a messenger RNA of Diaporthe batatas, 2001 nucleotides long. RefSeq names its product glucan 1,4-alpha-glucosidase. The transcript is spliced from 4 exons. Gene Ontology annotation, cellular component: fungal-type vacuole. Gene Ontology annotation, molecular function: glucan 1,4-alpha-glucosidase activity; starch binding. The coding region runs from base 1 to 2001 and encodes 666 amino acids. The record is from RefSeq and is a predicted model, not a curated record. Gene Ontology annotation, biological process: polysaccharide catabolic process. Lineage: Eukaryota; Fungi; Ascomycota; Sordariomycetes; Diaporthales; Diaporthaceae.